Hyaena hyaena (striped hyena) is the source of this 2757-nucleotide messenger RNA. RefSeq names its product TNFAIP3 interacting protein 1 (gene TNIP1). Gene Ontology annotation, biological process: negative regulation of canonical NF-kappaB signal transduction; regulation of transcription by RNA polymerase II; cellular response to lipopolysaccharide. Bases 119 to 2026 code for a protein of 635 amino acids. The transcript has 18 exons. Lineage: Eukaryota; Metazoa; Chordata; Mammalia; Carnivora; Hyaenidae. The record is from RefSeq and is a predicted model, not a curated record.
CCGGCCGGGGCCGAUAACCUGUCCCUGGACCCGGGGCUGGCCGCGGAGAGGGGGGCGCUGCGUCCCAGACCCCCACCAUCAGCCAGGCGGGCACCACGGCAGGGGUGGCGCCACCCUCAUGGAAGGGAGAGGACCAUACCGGAUCUACGACCCUGGGGGCGGCGCGCCUCCAGGAGAGGCUUCCGCAGCUUUUGAGCGCCUAGUGGAGGAGAAUUCCCGACUGAAGGAAAAAAUGCAAGGGAUAAAGAUGUUAGGGGAGCUUUUGGAAGAGUCCCAGAUGGAAGCGUCCAGGCUACGGCAGAAGGCAGAGGAGCUGGUCAAGGACAGCGAGCUGCUCCCACCGCCGUCUCCCUCGAUGGCCUCCUUUGACCACCUGGCUGAGCUCACAGGGAAGGAUGCAGAUGUCCCAGCAUCCUCUGCUGACCCUGCACACGCCAGCAGCAAGCCAGAGCCAGGCCAAAAACCUCCAUCCAGUGGCACCUCAUCUGAAUUUGAAGUGGUCGCCGCCGAGGAGCAAAAUUCUCCACCGGCGAGUGGUGGCCAUGCCAGAAACACAGUGGAGUUGGGCCCCCUGCCCCAUGAGGACACCAACUUGAUGCUGCACCUGCAGCGCCUGGAGACCACCCUGAGCGUGUGUGCCGAGGAGCCCGACCACAGCCAGCUCUUCACCCACCUGGGGCGCAUGGCCCUCGAGUUCAACCGGCUGGCAUCCAAGGUGCACAAGAACGAGCAGCGCACCUCCAUCCUGCAGACCCUGUGUGAGCAGCUUCGGAAGGAGAAUGAGGCCCUAAAGGCCAAGCUGGACAAGGGCCUGGAGCAGCGGGAUCAGGCUGCCGAGAGGCUGCGGGAGGAAAACAUGGAGCUCAAGAGGUUGUUGAUGAGCUGCAGCAAAGAGGACGCCUGUGGGCAGCCGGGUUUCCCAAAGAUGGAAGGCAUGGGCAAGAAGGGGGUGGCUGUACAGCAGCAGGCUUGUGUGACAGCAGGUAAGAUCUCAGAGCUCGGGGCCUUGGGUGCAGCUGAGAAGAAGGUGAAGAUGCUGGAGCAGCAGCGCACUGAGCUCCUCGAAGUGAACAAGCAAUGGGACCAGCAUUUCCGGUCCAUGAAGCAGCAGUAUGAGCAGAAGAUCACAGAGCUGCGCCAGAAGCUGGCGGACCUACAGAAGCAGGUGACUGACCUGGAGGCUGAGCGGGAGCAGAAGCAGCGUGACUUUGACCGAAAGCUCCUCCUGGCCAAGUCCAAGAUUGAAAUGGAGGAGACCGACAAGGAGCAGCUGACAGCAGAGGCCAAGGAGCUGCGCCAGAAGGUCAAGUACCUGCAGGAUCAGCUGAGCCCACUCACCCGGCAGCGAGAGUACCAGGAAAAGGAGAUCCAGCGACUCAACAAGGCCCUGGAGGAAGCACUGAGCAUCCAGGCCUCCCCCUCCUCUCCACCAACUGCAUUUGGGGGCCCAGAAGGAGCCGGUGGCCUCCUAAGGAAACAGGAGCUGGUCACGCAGAAUGAAUUGCUAAAACAGCAGGUGAAGAUCUUUGAGGAAGACUUCCAGAGGGAGCGCAGUGAUCGAGAACGCAUGAAUGAGGAGAAGGAAGAGCUGAAGAAGCAGGUUGAGAAACUACAGGCCCAGGUCACCAUGUCCAAUGCCCAGCUCAAAGCAUUCAAAGAUGAGGAGAAGACAAAAGAAGCCCUCAAACAGCAGAAGAGGAAAGCAAAGGCCUCAGCGGAGCGCUACCACAUGGAACCCCACCCAGAGCACGUCUGCGGGGCCUAUCCGUACGCCUACACACCCAUGCCAGCCAUGGUCCCACACCACGGCUUCGAGGACUGGUCCCAGAUCCGCUACCCCCCGCCACCCAUGGCCAUGGAGCACCCGCCCCCACUCCCCAACUCACGCCUCUUCCAUCUGCCAGAGUAUACCUGGCGGCCGCCCUGUGGAGGGAUGCGUAAUCAGAGCUCCCAAGUGAUGGACUCGCCCCCAGCCAGGCCUGUGGAACCAGAGUCUACGAAAAAUGACCGUGAGGGGCCUCAGUGAGACCAGAUGAUGUCACUUGGCUCCACCUUCGCCUUGCAGAGCCACCUGAUCUCAGAUUACUGGAAAACUAGAGGCCACAUUCUCCGUGCGGCCAGAGCCCCAGCCGGAUGGGAGUCUGAUGGGCCACCAGCUUGUGGCCCAGCCCGACCUGAACUGUUUACAGGCUGGAGAGGCUCCACCCAGAAGGCUUCCAUUUGGGACCCUCCUGCAGAGUGACCAGGAGAAACUCACCACCCUGCCACCCAGUGGAGAGAGGCCUCAUCCGACUUCAACCUGCCAUGCUUUGCAGAAGCACCAGGGGACAUCAGUCUCAAGCGUGGGGUGCACCCGAGACCCCUUCCUUUCAAAACUUCCCCAGAAGUGGUUCCGGCCUCUCUGGGGACCACGUUCAGUUGAUGUGUGUGUUACUUUUUGCUUUAAGCUCCAUAGUAGCAGGACCUGCCCCCACGCCCAUCCCUUCCCCUCCGAGGAGCUGCGGGAAGGGCAGGUUUGCCCCUGGAUGCAGAGGAGAAUGACGGGGUGUUCUGCUGCACAGCCCUCCGCCUCCACCCACGGCAUCCUUGCUGGUGCCACGCCAGCCACGUGAGCUGAGGGGCCCACCGUGAAGCAACCAGAUCCCCAGCCCCACAACUGGAGGCAUGUGAUGUCAGAGGCUCAGAUCAGGGUGGCUGGCCGGCCCUGAGCAGCUGUUUGCACGAACCUUGGACAUAAAUCCAAGUUGAAGAUCAGUA